CAUCUCUCUCGUCUUUAUUCGCUGAAGCGGACAAAGAAAACCGGCUCGAUUCUCUUCUCUGAGCUCAACAAGACGAGCAAGGGCGGGGAUGGAGAGAAAGUGACCAGGGCGUGACGAGCUUUAGAACCAUGCACGGGACAACCUCGGAUGGAGGACGAGGUGCGGGCGCUGAUGCGGGCAACAGCAGCACCAGCAAUAGCGUCGGCAAGAGUCGCAAAACCGACGAGCAAGAGGACGAGGAAAACAGCGGAGACCUUGGCCUCCAAGGAUUUUCUUCGUCUUCGGCAUCGGCGGCGUUUGACGAUGGCGGCGCCUCCGCGCUGACUCCAACGUUGCCCAGGGCUGAUGAGGGACGAGCGGCGAUGAUGAGACGUAGCAAGGCCGUGGAAGGGGUCCACUCAGCAGGCAGAGAGAGUCUGUCGAGCAUCUCAUCCUCGGCUUACUUUUCGGCUGCCGACGAGGGCAAGGAGGCCUCUUCAAGAGGUGACGAGUCCGUCGUUUCGCAGUCGGUCGCAGCGCCUGCAAGCAAUGAGAAGUCCGCACCUCAGAUGCUGUCAAAGGGCAAGUCUAAAGAAGAAGUUCCGCAAGGAGAGACCGAGGUGACCGGGACGCGCAACUCCAAGUCGAAGGGCAAGAGAAGAAAAUCAAGCACGACGAAGCUGACAAAGCUUCGCGAGGAGCUGGCGGGGCCGCCGUCAGAGCGGCCAGCGGCGGGCACUGAGGGCGGGCCACCUCUUUCGCCUCGAUCAGCCUCCGCUCUCUCCAAGGAGAGGGAAUUGGGCGAGCAGGCGAGACACGACAGCAAUGGUGGAGGCGAUCUAGCGGCUUUCUCCGCUGCAUCGACGAUGGCGAUGCCCUCGAUGGGCAUGGGUGGAAGCAGCCCCGUGCAGCUAUCUGCAGCCUUGCCACGCUCUCGACAGGCUUCGACGUCCUCUCUUGGAACUGAAGCUGCUUCUUCAUCGCCGGGACAAGGGGGAAGGACGUCGCUGACCAACAAGACGCGACGGCCAGGUGCGCCGAACACCCAGGGAGGCCCAGACUCGCCCAUUCCUCUGAUGCAGCCUUUUUCCGCACUGGGCAUCGCCGAUGAUGAACCCCCUUCCCCUUCGACGUCCAAAGCUCAGACCUCAACACUUUUGGAGGCAGUCACGGCCCCGCUCUCGGACGAGGCGGCCCUCCAGCGUUGGGUCCUCAGCGUUGGCUGCGUCACCUUCGACCUGGAGAGAGGCCCUGAACUAGAGUUUCUCUAUCCGAGCCUAGGUAUCAGCAGAGAGGAGAGGGACAACAUCGCUUUCUCUUCGUUCCCCGACACGUCCAUCUUCGACAAUGGCUCUUGUGUCUUUUCAUGGCGAGUGAGAGAGGUGCCAUUGGAUCCAGUCGAAGCGGCACAGUCGUCCUCUUCAACAUCGUCGAGUGCAACAAUGCCCCCACCCAGCAUACCCAUAUCUCCCGAGGAGACAAGCCCCAAAACAAAGACGGUUCCAUUGGACUCGGUCUCGACAAAGAAGAUGCCCAGUGAACAAAGUGGAGGAGCGCACCACAGGCUUUGGAGGAGCUCGGGGCUGAGGGAGGCGUCGUCCGGCCAGGCGCGAUCUUCAGCUGCAUCGUCGAGGAGCUCCUCCCCCCUGCCUUCGAAAGGUUUUGCGACCGAGCGGCAAAACAGUCUCGGCGCCACCUCGAAUAGCUCGGUGGAGGGGGAGAAGCAAACAGCAUAUGCGUCGAGCCAGCCAACACAAGACGAUGCCGUUCCCUUGACGGUUGCAGUUGGCGCGAAACGGAGCAGCAGUCAGAGCAGCAACUACAUAUACGGGUACUGCUUCUUCAGACAGAAGCGGGAUCCGAGCAUCAGGAGAGGCUACUUCCAGAAGUCCGUCGUUAUCCUUACCCAUCUCCCUUACGUCGCUUUUUUCUCUCAGAUCGUCUCGCGCCUUGGCCCGUUAUACUUUGAGCACGGCAUGCCCAUGCUGGAGGCCUUUUGCAAUGACGUCCGCCAAUGGCCCUCGCCCGAACCUGGAGCGACUUUGCGCUUGCCUCUGCUCGGUGCGUUCAUCACCGUGGCCCUGCCCUAUGGCAGUCAGCCGCAAACGAGCAAUGCGGCCGAGUCUAAGCUACCUCCCUCGACGAGCGCUGCCGGCAGACCCAAUAGCUUCCUCAUCGCUCGCGGCAGCAGUAGGCGAGCUUCUGCUUCGAGGCUCGACUCAUCCUCGCUCAGUAAUGACGAUCCUAUCGUCGCCUCGAUCCCGUCGACACCGCUCGUUGAGACGUUUCGCGAGGCGCUGGGGGAUCUGUGGGUACUUUGGGAGUGCAUGCUUCUCGCAGAGCCGAUUCUUGUCGUUGGGCCCGACCCUAGUACUUGCUCGGAAGCCGUCUGGCAGCUACUCGACCUCAUCCGGCCGAUCCCCUUUGCUGGUGAUUGGCGGCCGUUCUUCACCAUCCACGACUUUGACUUCAAGACACUCAUCACACGCAACAAGCCGGCCGCUGGUACCAUCCUGGGUGUCACAAAUCCGCAUAUGCUCAUGGCAUGCUCGCACUGGCCACAUGUCCUGAGAGUGGGGAGAACGCAGGUACGCAAAGGCCAAAGCCAGCAUUUCGGCCACCAUCACUCCAUGUCUUCGGCUGGCAAGAAAGGGGGCAUCGCUGCGCCUGCAGGUGGCGGCGGUAUCGCAGGUGGUAAUUCGGCGGGUGGCGGUGGUCCCGAGCACGUAGCCGGCUUCACAUCAAAGCGACGAAGGCGCAUCAGCAAGGACCGACCUUUGCUCCGUCGUCUGACGGAGAUGGCAGAGAAGAGGACAGACGACGUAGCAGCAAAUGCUAUGCUGCGACGGUACUUUUCCGAUUUGACCGAAAGGUUUCUGGCGCCCUUGAAUCGAUACGUUUCCUCUCUGAUACCAGCCGACUUCGACCUGAGUAGCCCAACAGAGACGCCAAAGAUCAAGCCCUUUAGCACGACAGCAUUUCUGGCAAGCCUUAAGGCGCAUGGAACGCCGCUCCCAAUGAAGAGUCGCAACCUGCCGACCGGUUCUUCCGUCAGGCAGAGCCUUUACCUCGAUUUCAUCCAGUGUCCCAACUUCAGCCUCUGGCUCCGCGACCAUAUUUGCCAGGCAGAAGAGGAGCAAUGGAGGAGGAAGAUUGCCGCAUUGGAACAGGGCGAUGUGACGUCGUUUGCAAAGACGAAGGGCGAGAUUGAGACGAUCGACCUCUACUCGAGACUUGUCGAAGAGAUUCGACUCGUCGAUCUUAGACUUACUAUCCCGCCAGAACCAGGUCCAGGAAGCCGGUGGAGGACAGACAAGGUGGCGACUCAAUCACGCGACGCAAAGCAUACAUUGAGCAAGUCUAACUCGUCCACGGCGACUCUUGGCAAGGGGAGCGGGACGCUCGUGUCAGGGGAAAGGAACUUGCUAGCCAAGAGGGCCAAAUUGAUUGAACAGCUCGACAAGCUCGUCAAGACUCUGCCAGAGGACCUGCGCAACACGCUGCAGCUCAAGACGGAGGCGGCAGCCGCAACAGCAGCUUCGUCGUCUAGCCCCUUACCAUCGGCUCAUGCCGGUCCAACGUCCUCCUCGUCUUCCUCCUCAUCGAACAACAAGCCGGCUGUCCGGCAGGACGACUGAUCCUGCUCCCUAUGAUACCUUUCUGUCUUCUUCAUCCCUUCAUUUUGUUGUUUUUCUCAUCAGUGGCAUCUUACAGUCGCUUCAAUGCAAACUUCAAGUGAGAAUCGUCCAG
This is a messenger RNA of Acaromyces ingoldii, 3729 nucleotides long. RefSeq names its product DUF1630-domain-containing protein. The record is from RefSeq and is a predicted model, not a curated record. Lineage: Eukaryota; Fungi; Basidiomycota; Exobasidiomycetes; Exobasidiales; Cryptobasidiaceae. The transcript has 2 exons. Bases 129 to 3617 code for a protein of 1162 amino acids. Gene Ontology annotation, cellular component: recycling endosome. Gene Ontology annotation, molecular function: guanyl-nucleotide exchange factor activity.